Molecule: messenger RNA, 668 nt
Organism: Drosophila bipectinata
Lineage: Eukaryota; Metazoa; Arthropoda; Insecta; Diptera; Drosophilidae
Source: RefSeq, a predicted model, not a curated record
AAUAAAAUUUACAACAUAGAAUAAAGUCGUCCUGGCUAAAACACUCAUUAGCCUGCACUAAAGCAGACACUUUCUAACAUUUCGAGUAUCCAAUUUUUUUUUAAUGGACCAAAAUUACCUACAUUCCAAGAUGUCCCGUCGUGUCAUAAACGUGUAUGUGCCACCGGUCAGCAGUUUCCCGGAGUUGAAACUUCUCGGCGGAUAUGGGCUUAAGGAUCGGAUCGAGCUGCCCAAAACGAGCGCAAAACCGAAACCCGAAAGGAGCACUGGGAACGUCAUGCAGAAGGAUCUGCACUAUCUUUAUGUCAUCGAUAGCAUGGGUCGCCUUUUGGAGCAUGUGCGGUAUUAUGGCGAGGACUAUCGCUCGGCCCUGAGGGAAUCCUUUGGCGGUGACCAGGACACCGAGGAUGCACCGAAGAAGGUGACGGACUUAGUAGCGGAACUCCAAUCACGUUCUUCGUCUCGACUUCCCACUGUUAGGCCCGAGACCCUCGGUCCUUGUAACCUGAGAUUGUAAAAAAAAACACGAGGGAUAAUGGAUUAUCAAAACUUUAGUCAAAUAGCACAAAAACGAAUGAAUUACAUAAAGACAGAGGUAUAAAUUUUCUGUAAAAAAAUUAAAUGAAUACUUUAUGGCGCAAAAUUCUGAAAUAAAUGUUAAUAUUUUG